UCGCAUUUUGCAGUUUAAUACGUAGUUCAAAUUAAGCAUUUUUAUCCCAUAGAAGAAUAUCACUAUAUGUAUGUGUGUGGUUGAUGUGCAAAGAAAGUAGGAAGUAGAAAGUAGAAAGUAGAAACCAGAAAGAGUGAAAGAACAACCGAGAAAGAUGAAGAAAGUGGAACUAGUGUUCAUCCCAGCACCAGGAGCAGGCCACCUUGUACCAACGCUGCAAUUCGCAAAGCGUUUGAUCGAUCGCAACGACAGAAUUUCGAUCACCAUUCUUGCCAUCCAGUCAUUCUACCCAACCACUCUAAGUUCAUACACAAAAUCGAUUGCAGCCUCAGAACCCCGAAUCCGAUUCAUUGAUGUCCCACAACCUCAAUAUCGACCUCCGCAAGAGAUGUACAAGUCACGAGCAAAGAUCUUCUCUCUUUACAUUGAGAGUCACGUCCCCAGUGUCAAGAAAAUCAUCACCAACCUCGUCUCCUCUAGUGCUAAUAGUUCAGAUUCGAUUCGUGUUGCUGCUUUGGUAGUUGAUUUAUUCUGUGUGUCCAUGAUUGAUGUGGCCAAAGAACUCAAUAUUCCUUCUUAUCUUUUCCUGACAAGCAAUACAGGAUAUCUAGCUUUCAUGCUCAACCUUCCAAUUCUUCAUGAAAAAAACCAGAUUGCUGAAGAAUCCGAUCCCGAUUGGUCAAUCCCAGGUAUUGUCCACCCGGUUCCUCCUAGAGUUUUGCCUGUGGCCUUGACAGACGGUAGCUGCUCCGCUUACAUCAAGUUGGCUUCAAGAUUUAGAGAGACUAGAGGCAUUAUAGUAAACACAUUUGUAGAGUUAGAGACACACGCUAUCACAUUGUUUUCCAAUGACGACCGAGUCCCUUCACUGUACCCAGUCGGGCCAGUGAUCGACCUGGAUGACGGUCAGGCACAUUCCAACCUAGACCAGGCACAGCGCGACAAGAUCAUCAAAUGGCUUGAUGACCAGCCUCAGAAAUCUGUUGUGUUUUUGUGUUUUGGUAGCAUGGGAAGCUUUGGGGCAGAGCAAGUGAAGGAAAUAGCUUUAGGGCUUGAACAAAGUGGGCAGAGGUUUUUAUGGUCCCUGCGCAUGCCGUCCCCCAAAGGCACCGUCCCAAGUGAUUGCUCAAAUCUUGAAGAAGUUUUGCCAGAUGGGUUCUUGGAGAGGACCAAUGGGAAGAAAGGGUUGAUAUGUGGGUGGGCCCCACAGGUGGAGGUCCUGACCCACAGUGCAACCGGAGGGUUCUUGUCGCACUGCGGGUGGAACUCGAUCUUGGAGAGCUUGUGGCAUGGCGUCCCUAUUGCGACGUGGCCCAUGUAUGCAGAGCAGCAGCUCAAUGCUUUCUGGAUGGUGAGGGAGUUGGGGAUGGCGUUGGAGAUGAGGCUGGAUUACAAGACAGGCAGCGCUGACGUGGUGGGGGCGGACGAGAUUGAGAGGGCUGUGGUUGGUGUGAUGGAGAAGGAUAGUGAGGUGAGGAAGAAGGUGGAAGAGAUGGGAAAGAUGGCUAGAAAAGCUGUGAAGGAUGGAGGGUCUUCAUUUGCUUCUGUUGGGAGAUUUAUUGAGGAUGUGAUUGGUGAGAAUUAGGGUUUUAAGUAGUGGUUGUUAAUUUUUUAAGUUUAAGAACUCAUGAAUGUACUAAUUUUUCCUUGUUCUUGUAUGUUGAUUGAUGCGAUGAAAGUUAAGCACGCACAUUAAACCCUA
Messenger RNA from Malus domestica (apple), 1702 nucleotides. Its product is annotated as UDP-glycosyltransferase 71K1-like. Lineage: Eukaryota; Viridiplantae; Streptophyta; Magnoliopsida; Rosales; Rosaceae. Gene Ontology annotation, molecular function: UDP-glycosyltransferase activity. The record is from RefSeq and is a predicted model, not a curated record.